Fukomys damarensis (Damara mole-rat) is the source of this 2145-nucleotide messenger RNA. It is a transcript of the gene Ip6k1, whose product is annotated as inositol hexakisphosphate kinase 1. Gene Ontology annotation, cellular component: cytoplasm; nucleus. Gene Ontology annotation, molecular function: inositol hexakisphosphate kinase activity. Gene Ontology annotation, biological process: inositol phosphate biosynthetic process; phosphatidylinositol phosphate biosynthetic process. The record is from RefSeq and is a predicted model, not a curated record. Lineage: Eukaryota; Metazoa; Chordata; Mammalia; Rodentia; Bathyergidae. The coding region runs from base 684 to 1985 and encodes 433 amino acids. The transcript is spliced from 9 exons.
CGCCCGGCCUCCGCCCCCUCGGCCGGCCGCCAUCUUGUUGUUGAUCGGUACCCAGUGGGCAGCGCUGGGAGCUGGGCCCAGCGGCCUGUGCAGGGCCGCUGCAGCAGGGCUCAGCACCUGCGCCGCCUGCCAGGGAGCGGGCCGAAACCUGAAGGCCCGGGGGGCUCAGCUCCUGUGGGGAGCCUUGGACAUCCGCAGUUCGGGUCGGCGGUAUCCCUCAGAACCCCAAGACACUAUGUCAGGUGUGGUGAGGUGAGUGUUGGGGUCCUCCCAGCGUCCAUGCUUUUUGCUGUGGCUGAUGUUCCUGAAUGCUUGCUACUUGCAGAGGCUGAGCUCAUUCUACAACAAGUAUAGUGCCCAGGUGACAUGAGUGCAGAUGCGGUACAGGAACCCUCCUUUGCCUCCUGGGAAGCUCUCCAGGCACAGAAUGGAGACAGAGACAGCAAGGAAAGAAGUGCCCACUCCACACCCACACAGCAAUAUCCAGACUAUCCAUCAUAUCAUGAUGCAGAUUUUUUUGUAUCCAAUGGAACUCGGGACCUUGCACUUGUGUAAGGGCAGAAUAAGAAGCUGAGCAGACUGUGACUGUUGCCUUCAGGUUGCCGAGACCUUCUACUUAGCUCUUAUUUUGUGGCCCAUGUGCUGCAACCUGUGUCCCCAGUGUGCAACUGGCUCCCAACGCAAUGUGUGUUUGUCAAACCAUGGAAGUGGGGCAGUAUGGCAAGAACGCGGGUCGAGCAGGAGACCGAGGAGUCCUCCUGGAGCCCUUCAUCCACCAAGUGGGUGGACACAGCAGCAUGAUGCGUUAUGACGACCACACUGUAUGCAAGCCUCUCAUCUCCAGAGAGCAGCGCUUCUAUGAGUCCCUCCCUCCUGAGAUGAAGGAGUUCACCCCUGAAUACAAAGGUGUGGUAUCUGUCUGUUUUGAGGGGGACAGUGAUGGUUACAUCAACUUGGUGGCCUACCCUUAUGUGGAAAGUGAGACCAUGGAGCAGGAUGAUGCACCAGAACGGGAGCAACCUCGGCGCAAACAUUCCCGCCGGAGCCUGCAUCGGUCAGGCAGUGGCAGUGACCACAAGGAGGAGAAGGCCACCUUGUCCCUUGAGACCUCUGAGAGCUCCCAGGAGGCAAAGAGUCUGAAGGUGGAGCUUCAUAGCCACUCAGAUGUCCCUUUCCAGAUGCUAGAUGGCAACAGUGGUCUGAGUUCUGAGAAGAUCAGCCAUAACCCCUGGAGCCUGCGCUGUCACAAGCAGCAGCUGAGCCGCAUGCGCUCUGAGUCCAAGGACCGAAAGCUCUACAAAUUCCUCCUGCUUGAGAACGUGGUUCACCAUUUCAAGUACCCCUGUGUGCUGGACCUGAAGAUGGGUACUCGGCAGCAUGGGGACGACGCAUCAGCUGAGAAGGCUGCCCGGCAGAUGAGGAAGUGUGAGCAGAGCACAUCUGCCACUCUGGGGGUCAGGGUCUGUGGCAUGCAGGUGUAUCAGCUGGACACAGGCCAUUACCUCUGCAGGAACAAGUACUAUGGCCGUGGGCUCUCUAUUGAAGGCUUCCGCAAUGCCCUCUAUCAGUACCUGCACAAUGGGCUGGACCUGCGACGUGACCUCUUUGAGCCUAUCUUGAGCAAACUGCGAGGCCUCAAAGCUGUGCUGGAGCGGCAGGCCUCCUACCGUUUCUAUUCCAGUUCUCUGCUUGUCAUCUAUGAUGGCAAGGAGUGCCGGUCUGACCUGCGUCUCAAGCACCUGGACAUGGGGAUCCCUGAGGUGGCACAACCUGGUGGCCCCAGCACUAGCCCCAGCAGCAUCAACCCUGAGGCGGGCCCCUCCUGUCCACCCAAAGUGGAUGUCCGCAUGAUUGACUUUGCACACAGCACCUUCAAGGGCUUCCGGGAUGACCCCACUGUGCACGAUGGGCCAGACAGAGGCUAUGUGUUUGGCCUGGAGAAUCUCAUCAGCAUCAUGGAACAGAUGCGGGAUGAGAACCAGUAGGCCCAGUUCUGGGCCCCCGAUACCCGUUCCUCUCCACCCACAGGCAGGGACCAUUGCUCUGAACUUGCCAUGAGGACACACAGACUUACUUUUAAAGGGUUGUAUUUCUCUUUGGUGUAAACUAAAAGAAAUGUUUUUAGUUGUAGCCUGGAAAAUAUAU